UUAUUUCACAGAAGUUUUUGAGACAGAAAUGAAGCUGAAAAAAUCACCUGAUAAGAAAUAUGUUCCUCUUAAUACCUAUGAGGUUUUCUUUGCUUCUCUGCUUGCAAUUUUUGUGUGUGUUUGUGUUGGACUGAUUGUACUUUCUUGGUUAUCAAUCCAGGAGUUGGAACGAGCUGAAGCAGAUGUGAAUACUCAUGGCUAUAUGGGAAUAUUUAAAAUAGUCUCUGGCACAUCUUUCACUCCAGACUUACAAAACAGUUCAUCAUCUGAUUUCAAAGUCCUUGCCUUUGAUGUUGAAAAACUGAUACAAAAUAUCUUUCACGAAAGUGAUCUGAAACACAAAUUUGGGCGAUGUGAAAUUUCCCAGUUCACGAAAUCUGAAGAUGACAGUGACAGAUUGACAACAGAGACUGGUGUGGUUGUGAUCCUCACCCUUUAUUUUACCCAGAUGGUAACAACUGAGAAAGUGAAAAAUGAGCUGGUUUUGGGCGUCAUUGCAAAUAACCCUAAUCCUUCCAAGACUUUGAAAAUUGAUGUGAACAGCAUACAGGUCACAGAUAAUAUCACUACUGAAAAUCCUACUACAGUGAUGCCUUUAACCUCUUCAGGUCCCGCGAGUUUAAUUACAAGUUCCCUGACACCAACUUCAGGUUCAGGACUAUUCACCACAAGCAAGUCCUCAACAACAGUGGCUGAAUGUUUGCCACCUGCUGAACUCUGUGCUGAUGGUGUAACCUGCAUUAACCAAGAUUUCUUUUGUGAUGGAGUCUUGAACUGCCCAGAUGGUUCAGAUGAAUCUGAAAAAAGAUGUGCUGCAGUUUGUGAUGGAAAAUUCAUGUUGACUGGUUCCUCUGGGUUUUUUCACUCUAUGAAUUAUCCAAACCCAUAUAAUGAAAACAUUGCCUGCCAAUGGAUAAUAGUAGUGCCUGAAGGAUUGUCCAUUAAACUGAGCUUCACUUCUUUUGAAACACAACCAUAUGCAGACAUAUUGAGUAUUUUUGAAGGAUUAGGACAAAACAAGAUUUUAAGAGCUUCUCUGUCAGGGAUCAAUCUUGAAACAAUUUACAUAUUUUCUCAUGAGGCUACAGCACAGUUUACAUCUGAUUAUUCAGAGAAUUAUAAUGGCUUUAAUGCAACGUACACUGCAUUUAAUGCAAGUGAACUAAACAAUUAUGAGAAGAUCAAUUGCACUUUUGAAGACAGCUUUUGUUUCUGGAUACAAGAUUUAGAUGAUGAUUCAGACUGGGAAAGAGUUCAGGGUCCUACCUUUCCCUUGAUGACUGGUCCUGAAUUUGAUCAUACAUUUGGCAACUUGUCAGGAUUUUAUAUUUCAACACCCAUUGGACUUGGAUUCAUAGAAGAACGAGUCCGGAUUCUGAGUUUGCCUUUGGUCCCUUCAGAUCUGUAUUGUCUAAGCUUUUGGUAUUUCAUGUAUGGGAGUAAUGUUUACCGUUUACAAGUUAGCAUAAGUGAUGAGGAUGGUCAGGAAAAGAUCAUUUUCGAGAGAGAAGGAAACUAUGGAGACAACUGGAAUUAUGGACAAGUAACUUUAAAUGAAACAUCUGAUUUUAAGGUUAUUUUUGAUGCCUUUAAAAGGCGUGGUCCCAGUGAUAUUGCCGUGGAUGACAUUGGCCUGACGAAGGGAAAGUGCAAUGACAACAAUUAUGUAGAGCCAACUGUGAGGCCAACUACUGCUACCACCCCUUUAGUUCCUACUGACUGUGGAGGGCCAGUUGAACUCUGGGAGCCAAACAGUACAUUCAGCUCUGCAAACUUUCCAAACAAUUACCCUAACUUAGCUUCCUGUGUGUGGUAUUUGAAUGCUGAAAAUGGAAAAAACAUCCAGCUUCAUUUUCAGGAUUUUGAUCUGGAAAAUAUUUAUGAUGUGGUUGAAGUCAGAGAUGGCAGAGGACCAGAUUCCUUACUUUUGGCUGUCUACACAGGGAAAGGCCCACUGCCAGAUGUCUUCUCUACAACAAACCAGAUGACAGUGAUCUUCCAGACGGACAAGUCUUCAACGGGGAAGGGAUUUCUUGCAAACUUUACGACUGGCUACCAUCUAAGGGCUUGCACAGUUGAUGAGCACCAGUGUGGUAGUGGGACGUGCAUCCCAUUGUAUAACCUGUGUGACAACGUACCUCAAUGUGAAGAUGGCUCUGAUGAAGCAAAGUGCAUGAGAUUAUUCAAUGGCUCUCUGAGCACUGAAGGGCUGGUCCAGGCCAGGAUUGGGAAGUCGUGGCAUCUGGCAUGUGCAGAUGAUUGGAGUGGAGAGAUUUCAGACAGUGUUUGCCAGCUGUUGGGGUUGGGGGAUGCAAAUAUGUCGUCAGCUGUAUUAUUCACAGGAGAUGGCCCAUUUGUCACCAUCAGCAAGGGAAGUAACCACAGCCUCAUUUUUACAGAAAGAGAACACUGUUUGGACAACCUUGUGGUUCAUCUGCAAUGUAACAUUCAAUCUUGUGGAAAACACCUGGUAACUCAGAAUAAUGGAACAAGAAUUGUAGGUGGAAGUGAUGCCAGAAGAGAGGCUUGGCCUUGGAUAGUUUCACUCCAGUUUAAUUUCCAACCCGUUUGUGGAGCUUCCCUUGUCAGUGAUGAGUGGCUGGUGACAGCAGCACACUGUGUCUAUGGGAGACAAUUAAAGCCGUCCAGCUGGCAAGCGGUUCUUGGCUUGUACGAUCAGUCAGAUCUGGCACAGCCUCCAGCAGUGGUUCAAAACAUCGACAGAAUAAUUAUAAAUCCUCAUUACAUGAAGGAAACAAAAGACAGUGAUAUUGCUCUGAUGCACCUUCAGCAAAAAGUGGAGUAUACAGAUUACAUACAACCUAUCUGCCUACCAGAAAAAAAUCAACAGUUUUUACCAGGAAUUAACUGCUCCAUUGCUGGCUGGGGAAAAAUCGAGAAUGAAGGUCCUACUUCAAAUGUAUUGCAAGAAGCAGAGGUCCCUCUCCUUUCCAAUGAAAAAUGCCAGCAAUGGAUGCCAAAAUAUAAUAUUACUGAGAAUAUGCUCUGUGCGGGAUAUGACGUGGGAGGAAUAGAUUCCUGCCAGGGGGAUUCAGGAGGCCCUCUGACAUCUGAAGAUGGGGACAAGUGGUUUUUGGUUGGUGUAACAUCAUUUGGUGAAGGGUGUGCACUUCCCCAGCGACCAGGAGUGUAUGUUCGAGUCACCAUGUUUGUGGACUGGAUCAAAAACAUCAUCUAUUAGCUCGAUAUUUUUAAAUUAUAGAAAUAGAAUUUCGAUGUUGAAAGACAUUUUAUAAUGAUGUAAACUAGGCUGCCAUUCCAAUCUCACAGAGAAACUGAAUACAUAAAUCUUGGUGAGGAAAACAUUGGUAACUUCUCUUUGUUAAUAAGACCCAGUUCCAAGUGAGCACAAUAUUUCAAAAGAGAUGCUGUGAUUUUGUUAAUAAAUGGUUUUAUCAUUUUGCUUUUUGUUUUAUAUAGGAUCUUUAAAAAACAGAUUCUUUGAACAUCAGUGCAUUGAUUGCACAGUGGAGGGCUUUACAAAGCAUAGGCAGUAAAAAGAAGUUUGCAGACUGUAAAUGCUAUAGUGGAAAAGAAUCAAAAUUGUUGAUAGAAGGUGAAAUAUUAUCUGGUAUAUGCUUUUACAUUGUGUCUUUCAAUGUGCAAUUUCAUAUUAAUGAAGAGUUAACUCUUCCCAGCAAUCUCUCUGCAUAUCAAUAUGAAGUUGUGUGUUCUGUCUUUAAACUGGGUUUAUGGGAGUUCCUCUGCCUUUCCUGUCACAAAAGGCUCGGGACUGAGGUUUAUGGAUUGUGCAGAAAGGCUGACCAUGGAUCAUGCUGCUUUCUAAUGAAUAAACUGAAUGGCAGCCAAAA
Sturnus vulgaris (Common starling) is the source of this 3833-nucleotide messenger RNA. NCBI's taxonomy places the organism in Eukaryota, Metazoa, Chordata, Aves, Passeriformes, Sturnidae. The record is from RefSeq and is a predicted model, not a curated record.